Messenger RNA from Girardinichthys multiradiatus, 2099 nucleotides. RefSeq names its product EF-hand domain (C-terminal) containing 1 (gene efhc1). Lineage: Eukaryota; Metazoa; Chordata; Actinopteri; Cyprinodontiformes; Goodeidae. Gene Ontology annotation, molecular function: alpha-tubulin binding. Gene Ontology annotation, biological process: mitotic spindle organization; mitotic cytokinesis; cilium-dependent cell motility. Gene Ontology annotation, cellular component: mitotic spindle; axoneme. The record is from RefSeq and is a predicted model, not a curated record. The transcript is spliced from 11 exons. The coding region runs from base 255 to 2084 and encodes 609 amino acids.
CUAUCAAUGUGGGCUGCUGUUAUAUAGAAAAAACUGAUAGCCUCGUCUAUCACCUGUCAUUUUCGAGGUGUUGUGAAAAUAUUCCGCAGUUUGCUUUAAAACUAUUUCCGCCUUGCCGUUUCCAUGGAUACCGUAAACUGAACAGUUGAGCUGUUAUGUAGCCUCUCACGUCGAUGAAACCCCGUUUAAUUUCCUAAAAGUAGGAAUUGGCUUUUAGAGUGGGGUAAAUUUUAGAAAAAAAGUCGAUACAGAAAAUGUCCUCACAUUGGAAAAACCACGGGUUUCCAUUUUUACCUGGAUACACAUUUCGGGACAUAACGCAGUCAGCCUUCCAUCGGUCCCAGACACUCAGCUAUAAGAAUGGCUAUGCUCUGCCUCUUCGUCCCUCUGUGGGCAUUGGGCAGGAGCCUCUUUUAUCAGAGCAACUAACCCAACAGCGUAUCAACGAACUGUCCUUUGAGAGGCCAGACAUUGCAUAUGCCACAAAUGACCAGCCGCAAUAUGAAGUCUUCAUCCCAGCUCAUGUGGCGCUUGAUAAAAAGAUUCUUCGCUUCCAUGCAUACUUCUUGGAGGAAAUCUUGUACUCCCCUGAAGAGGAGUACCGUGUUCGCCCCGUGAUGAUUUAUUACUACCUUGAGGAUGACACCAUGUGCAUUAUCGAGCCAACAGUGGAGAAUUCUGGGAUACCUCAAGGGAAGAGACUCAAACGUCAGCGUUUUCCAAACAAUGAGCGCGGGGAGCAUUACCAGUGGAAAGACCUGAACCUUGGUAUGGACCUGGAGGUGUAUGGGGUCAAGUACCACAUCACACAGUGUGAUCCCUUCACUAAGGAAUUCAUGGAGAGUGAGGGCAUAGUUUUGAAUGAGCCAGAACCGAUGCCUGAAGAUCCUUACAGCAGACGUAAUAAGCCAAACCUAGAACUUUCCCACACCACCACUUCGACAUUUGACAAAUUGUACCAGUUUCUUCAUAUGGACCGCAAGGUCCUUCGAUUCUACGCCUCAUGGGUCAAAUUCGAUGCUGUGUACAGGGAUAACUGGCCUGUUAUCAUUUACUAUUACCUGGUGGACGACACGGUGGAGAUCAGAGAGGUCCAUGAACGCAACAGCGGUCGGGAUCCCUUCCCUCUUGUCAUGCGCAGGCAGAGGAUACCUAAGAAACUCAAAUCAGAGAUUUUCCCAAGCUGUGUGAUGGAGGUCUCCAAAGAGCAUGUAGAUGAGUACUAUUCCCCCAAAGACCUCCAGCUGGGUCAAACCGUGAGGCUCCUGAGCCACCACUUCUUCUUGCACAACUGUGACGACUUCACUAAAGACUAUUACAAGAAGAACUACCCAGACAUGGACAUGAAAGCUGUAGAGAUACCAAAAACAGAAGAUAAAAAGAAGAAGGAGAUUCCACCCUAUAAUGGAUUCGGCUCUCUUGAAGACUCUCUCCAAAAUUGUCUUUCUUUAAUUCCUGAGCCUCCCAAAGUGAACGUGGUGAAGAGAAUAGAGAAUCACCACAAAGUGCUUCGCUACACUGCCCAGCUGGACUCCCCCUAUUCCAAAGAUGAAGGCCGGCGCUUUAUACUGUCCUACCACCUCUCCAACGAUAUGAUCAGUAUUUUUGAAAAGCCAAUGCGUAACUCUGGCAUCAUUGGUGGGAAGUUCCUGGAAAAGACCCGCAUUCCCAAGCCAGGCUCUACUGUGGAUAAUCCUGAGUUCUACUCCCCUGCAGACUUUGCUAUUGGAGCCACUGUGGACGUUUUCAGUCAUCGCUUCGUUCUGACCAACGCAGACCACUAUGUGCUUAAAUAUUUGGAGUCCAUCUCAAGCCAGAUCCCUUCUCAGACUCUGGACUCAUUGAGACAGAAGCUAGGCGUGGAGAUGGCCAGAAACAAGCCAGUGGAAGAAAACGGUGAAGGCGGCGGUUCACUUUCUGUGACGAGAACAAAGCAGCAGAUCAUAUGCUGCAGACAAAAUGACUCACCAAGGAAAAAGCUGCACAGCGCAGAGGUGGGAAGGGUCAUGCUAUCCCAUGACGCUUCGCUCAGGAAGUCGGAGGCGGCCAACAGCAGAGUGAUAUUCUCUACGAGCAUGAACUAAAGGGAGACGGAGAAG